UGUAGUGCAACUGUAGACACGAUAAACGUAAUAUUGGAGAAAAUGAUCUAAACGGAAUUUGUAAUAAAUAUGUAAUUUGUACCGUAUUAUACCAAAGCAAUGAGAAUUUUUUUGUUGACAAACUCAUUAAAGCUUAUUAAACAAUCUCAUUGUAAGUUUGCAUAUAUUUUAAAAGUUUCCUCGUUAAUUGUGAAUGUCGCGUUUGGAACAGAUUUCUGAAAGCUAAACUAAACCAGACGUUGUAUGUGUCUAGCUAUAUUAAGAUUAUUACAUAUAAGAUUACAUAUAAAUUAAUAACCAACUUUACUUGAAAGAGUCGAAAUGCAUCUCAAAAUUUUUGCAAUCCAUAUUUAAGGGGGUAAUGUUUCAGACUUGUUACGGCAUUGUUUAAAUCAGUGAGGUAGAUACCCCGUCACGGUGACUGAUUCUCCCCUUGAUUAGAGAAGCGGAGCUGUUGUCGGCCAGAUGCUUGUUUUUGCAGCGCCGGCUGCAAAAUUAACCACAGCUUAACCGGAAUGAGCCAGAUGUCACAAACCACUGUUUAAAUUCGAAAGUACAUUUUCUUCGCUUAUUGCACCCGUGAUCCACCUGCAGCUUUGUAUAGAGACCUAUAGUGAUUUCUCUUUAACGACCAACUUUACUGAAUGACAGUUGCUUCAACAAUACAAACGCAUAAUUUAUCUCCGCUGCCGUCUCCAGCAUACGCGGUGGGAAUGACGUAGUUAAUAAUAAUAGUAACGUUAUCUUUUUUUGAUACCGUUUCUGCUUUACGUGACUGUGUAAGGUUUCUAAAGAGUCCUCACUGGGUCAUGUGCGGCCGAACUGCAUGCACACUUGCGCCAGAUGAAAUCAGCCGGGCUUCCAGAUACCGCAGUCGUGCAGGACAAUACAGACGACCUCGCUGGCGAGAUGGCGAUUCAGAAAAGUACCGACCGUCGUACAACAAAAGCCCUCAAUCCUUGAGCCCAGUCUUGUUGUCCCAGAAGCAUUUUGACAAGGCUGCCCCAGCGGACGAGUGUGUCAUUGCUGCCAUGCGCUGGGGCCUGGUACCAUCCUGGUUCCGGGAGAGCGACCCAAGCAAAAUGCAGUACAGCACCAGCAACUGCCGCAGCGAGAGUCUUCUGGAGAAGAAAUCUUACAAGGAGCCGUUGUUGAAAGGUCAGCGCUGUGUCAUCCUGGCUGAUGGCUUCUAUGAGUGGCAGCAGUCUGAGAAGAAGCAGCCUUUCUUCAUCUAUUUCCCUCAAAGCAAAGAGGAGGGAUCAAAGGAGGCUAUUAAAGUCCAGUCAGGGGGGGGGAACUCUGAGGAAGCAAAGGCUCUGGAGGAAGAUGACAGAUCAUGGAAAGGAUGGAAGCUUCUAACCAUGGCAGGGCUGUUUGAUAGUUGGACACCCCCUAGUGGUGGUGAGAAGCUAUACACCUACACCAUCAUCACUGUGAAUGCCUCUCCAGGCUUGCAAAGCAUCCACCAUCGGAUGCCAGCAGUGUUGGAUGGAGAAGAAGAGGUGAGAAAAUGGCUGGAUUAUGGUGAAGUCCGUUCCCUGGAUGCCCUCAAGCUUCUGCAGCCCAAAGACAAACUGACCUUUCACCCUGUCUCCUCGUUUGUCAACAACGCGCGUAACAACUCUCCAGAGUGCCUGCAGCCUUUCGAGCCUGGGAGCAAGAAGACGCAGACAUCGGCCAGCAGCAAGGCCAUGAUGAGCUGGCUACAGAAAGCCACUCCGGAGAAGAAAGCUGAGCCAAAAGUUUGUCUCAAACGCAAGAGGAUGGAGGAGGAAGGCAAGCAAGUAGGGCCGCUACACAAGUGGCUUCAGAAGAACGCGUGAAAUAGACAACCUUCAUCUCGUGGGGUUCUUUCUGUACGGUGCAGUGUUUUCCAAACGGGAAAUGAAACAAGAUGUCAUUAACUCCAUUCACUAACGGGGGUGGGGCCCCAAUUGAGAAUUGGAUUAUUGACAAUACAUUUCAUAACGGUCAAGAGUUCAAGCAUUCAGAAUUUUUAAAACAAGAAAUAAACUUUUUUUUCCAGUU
Brienomyrus brachyistius is the source of this 2028-nucleotide messenger RNA. RefSeq names its product 5-hydroxymethylcytosine binding, ES cell specific (gene hmces). Gene Ontology annotation, biological process: DNA damage response. NCBI's taxonomy places the organism in Eukaryota, Metazoa, Chordata, Actinopteri, Osteoglossiformes, Mormyridae. The record is from RefSeq and is a predicted model, not a curated record. Gene Ontology annotation, molecular function: single-stranded DNA binding. Bases 810 to 1823 code for a protein of 337 amino acids. The transcript has 7 exons.